AGGAAGAAAGUGGGUCCCAUCCAAAAACCUCACCGAUUUCUUAGAUCUUCGAAACCUCUCUCUCUCGCAUUCACACUCUCGUUCGUUUGAUUUUGGAUCAAGAUACAAUGAGCUGUUUUGGCUGUUGUCGCGACGAUGAUUUGCCUGGAGCUGCUGAUUAUGGAGCUCAUAAUAUGACCAAACAAUCUGGAGGAAAUGAUGGAAGGCGCAACGGUUCUGAAACUGCACAAAAAGGUGCUCAAAGUGUGAAGGUGCAGCCUAUAGAAGUAGCUGCUAUUCUCGCUGAUGAACUGAUAGAAGCUACUAAUGAUUUUGGAACAAAUUCUCUUAUCGGUGAAGGCUCGUAUGCGAGAGUGUAUCACGGGGUGUUAAAGAAUGGCCAGCCUGCCGCGGUUAAGAAGUUAGAUUCUAACAAACAGCCUGAUGAGGAAUUUCUUGCCCAGGUUUCCAUGGUUUCGAGGUUGAAGCAUGCUAACUUUGUUGAGCUGCUUGGUUACUCUGUUGAUGGGAAUUCACGGAUACUGGUCUUUGAGUUUGCCCAAAAUGGAUCUCUUCAUGAUAUUCUUCAUGGGAGAAAAGGUGUGAAGGGAGCAAAGCCUGGUCCACUCUUGUCGUGGCAUCAACGAGUGAAGAUUGCGGUUGGAGCAGCAAGAGGGCUUGAGUACUUACAUGAAAAGGCAAAUCCACAUGUCAUCCACCGUGACAUAAAGUCCAGCAAUGUUCUAAUCUUUGAUAAUGAUGUAGCCAAAAUCGCUGACUUUGAUCUGUCAAAUCAAGCUCCUGAUAUGGCAGCACGCCUUCAUUCAACUCGUGUUCUUGGAACCUUUGGUUACCAUGCCCCUGAAUAUGCAAUGACUGGGCAACUGAGUGCCAAGAGUGAUGUAUACAGUUUCGGAGUUGUAUUGCUCGAGCUUCUUACAGGUCGAAAGCCUGUUGAUCAUACAUUGCCUCGAGGCCAGCAAAGUCUAGUCACAUGGGCUACACCAAAGCUAAGCGAAGACAAGGUUAAGCAGUGUGUUGAUUCAAGACUCGGAGGAGAUUACCCUCCAAAAGCUGUUGCUAAGUUAGCUGCUGUUGCUGCAUUGUGUGUACAAUACGAAGCUGAUUUCAGACCAAACAUGAGUAUUGUCGUGAAGGCUCUGCAACCAUUGUUGAAUGCCCGGACCGGACCUGCGGGAGAAGGAGCACCUUAGUGUUAAGUGUUAAAUAACCCUUAGCCGUCACCGUUUAAAGAAGUUCUUUUAUUUAUACUGGAAAAAUCAUUCUCAUACAACAAUCAAGAUAGUGUUCAUAG
Messenger RNA from Arabidopsis arenosa, 1294 nucleotides. The record is from the annotation of a GenBank genome assembly. NCBI's taxonomy places the organism in Eukaryota, Viridiplantae, Streptophyta, Magnoliopsida, Brassicales, Brassicaceae.